UUUCGAACUACCUGGUGUUCAUAAAUAAGAGUUUAACGAUUGCUACCUGCUGGGUAUGAGCUGGUUACAAAGGCGGAUUUAUGGCUAGGCCUCGUUGCUAGGGGCAGCGACCCGGCGGCCUUGCCUUCAGAGGCCGAGCCUGUGCCUCGACCGCAGUGCCCGGCCGUCCGUUAACCCGCAAUCCCGGGCGCCUCUGUGUGUCAGCAGCGGAAAUCUGAGGGGAAGCUGCUCCGUUCUGGGCUGGUCGAUUGAUUCGCGUCAAAGAGCGGCAGCGCCUCCUACCUCCCCCUCCCACUGCCGCUGCAGCUUUGCUUCUCAGUCGUCCCGCUCCUCCGGUGGAGACAAGAUGUCUGACCCCAUCCCCAUCAGAGCCAAGAAGCUGCGACCCAGGCUUCACGGCAGAAGCAGCCUCCAAAACGCUGAACCCGCAGGUGAUAGUCUCUCAGAUGUGCACAACAAGACUGGGACUCUCAAGCAAAUUCAUUGCUCUCAGUCACUUCCUGGAACUCCACUCUCACUCAAAUCUUUUCCUAUUCACCUACCAACAUCCAUGGAUGGAAAGUAUAAGGAGAUUGCAGAGGAGCUGUUCACCCGAUCACUGACAGAGAGUGAUAUGAGGACUGCUCCUUAUGAAUUUCCAGAGGAGAGUCCAAUCGAACAGCUGGAGGAGAGACGGCAACGGUUGGAACGCCAGAUCAGUCAGGAUGUGAGACUAGAACCAGAAAUUUUGCUCAGAGCCAAACAGGACUUCAUGAAAAUUGACAGCGCUACAGAUCUACAACACUACAACGACCAAAUUGAUGCCACAACAGAGAAGUACCCUGAGGAAAAAGAGAAUGAGAUUGAGCAGGAAUUCCAACGAGUUCGCAUUUUUGGAGAAGAAAAAUGUGGGGUUCCUUUCACAGACCUUCUGGAUGCUGCCAAAUGCGUUGUCAAAAGCCUGUUUGUUCGAGAGAAGUACAUGGCUCUCUCUCUGCAGAGCUUCUGUAAGACCACUAAGAGGUUUCUGGAGCAACUGAGAGACGGGCAGUGUCAAGCAAACUUGCAUGAUGAAAUGCUGGAAGCACCCAUUUCACCAGAUACAACAAUCCAUUCACCAUUUGCUGAGGAGCAUCCAUAUAAAAACUGUGACCCAAGUAUAAUGCCAGAGGACAUUGGGUUUGGCUGCAAAAUGAUAGAUGGAGUCACCCAUGUGUACUCUGAAUCAAAGAUUAUGGACAAGAUGACAGAACUGAAUCUGCCCCACCCAGAUCUUCAGGAGUUCACUGCAGACAUGAAUGUUUUAAUGGCCCUAAUAAUUAAUGGACCAGUGAAAUCCUUCUGCUAUCGAAGGCUGCAGUACCUGAGUUCAAAGUUCCAGAUGCAUGUUUUACUAAAUGAAAUGAAAGAACUGGCUGCUCAGAAGAAAGUCCCACAUCGAGACUUCUACAAUAUUCGCAAAGUUGAUACCCAUAUUCAUGCAUCAUCCUGCAUGAACCAGAAACACCUUCUCCGUUUUAUCAAGCGUUCAAUGAAGAAGAACCCAGAUGAAAUUAUUCACAUGGAAAAUGGAAAAGGACAGACGCUGAAGGAUGUCUUUGAGAGCAUGAACCUCACAGCAUACGAUCUCAGUGUGGAUACACUAGAUAUGCAUGCGGAUCGAAACACCUUCCAUCGGUUUGAUAAGUUCAAUGCCAAGUAUAACCCAAUUGGGGAAUCGAUUCUUCGUGAGAUUUUCAUCAAGACUGAUAAUUACAUUGAAGGCAAAUAUUUUGGUCACAUUAUAAAGGAAGUGAUGGAAGAUCUUGAAGAAAGUAAGUAUCAGAAUGCUGAGCUCCGCUUGUCUGUAUAUGGUCGCUCCCGGGAUGAGUGGGAUCGACUGGCAAAGUGGGCAGUGAAGCACAAAGUCUACUCCAACAAUGUGUGCUGGCUGGUGCAGGUUCCCCGGCUUUUUGAUGUCUUCCGUACAAAGAAACAGCUGAACAACUUCCAAGACAUGUUGGAGAACAUUUUUAUUCCCAUCUUUGAAGCAACAAUUAAUCCUCGUAAUCACCCAGAGCUUCACUUGUUUCUUCAGCAUGUCGUCGGUUUUGAUAGUGUCGAUGAUGAAUCCAAACCAGAACAUCACAUCUUUAAUGCAGAUAGCCCCUUACCCAUGAAUUGGACAGAAGAUGAUAACCCACCAUAUGCCUAUUAUCUUUACUACAUGUAUGCUAACAUGACGGUUCUGAAUCAUCUUCGCAAGAAGAGGGGAUUCAAUACGUUUGUCUUACGACCACAUUGUGGAGAGGCUGGUCCUAUCCACCAUCUCAUAUCUGGAUUCAUGCUUUCUCAGAAUAUUUCCCAUGGUCUUCUGCUUCGAAAGGCUCCGGUGCUGCAAUAUCUGUACUAUCUGGAUCAGAUUGGAAUUGCAAUGUCCCCGCUCAGCAACAACAGUCUUUUCUUGAGUUAUCAUAGAAACCCAUUGCCAGAGUAUCUCUCCAGAGGUCUUAUGGUAUCUCUAUCUACUGAUGAUCCUCUGCAGUUUCACUUUACCAAGGAGCCACUGAUGGAAGAAUACAGCAUUGCUGCCCAAGUAUGGAAAUUGAGUUCCUGUGAUAUGUGUGAGCUGGCACGGAACAGUGUGCUAAUGAGCGGUUUCUCUCACAAGGUAAAGAGCUACUGGUUAGGACCAAAUUAUCAAAAGCAGAGCAUAGAGGGUAACGAUAUCCGUCGCACUAAUGUCCCAGAUAUUCGGGUUGCCUACCGCUAUGAAACGCUGUGUGAAGAACUGAAUUUGAUUACACAGGCAUUGAUCACUGCAGAACAAUUGGAGAAUGAUUCCAUAAACAUGACGCCGGUAUCUGAAUCACGAUAAGCUGCUUUUUAUAUUUGUGAAUGAAAGCCUGCACAUGGAAGGCCAGUGUUGUUAAAAACCAUUGUAAACUGGACACCUAUAGAAUGCUCGUGCAUCUGGCAGUGUUUACCCCACUAUGUAACUGCUACAAAUAAUUAUUAGUACUAGGAGCAUUUGAAUUGAAAACAGUUUGAAAACUUUAGCUUCUAGCAUACCCACAACAGGCUCUACCUUUCAUUGUGCUUGUUUUACAACAAUGUGUGAGUUAUUUAAAUCUAGUUGCCUGUUCUUUUAGAUUACUUUUUAGCUGGCAUGACCUGAAUGUUGGAGUUGUCCAAGGUGAGGAAGUGAUGAGUCCAACAUGUUGCUUCUCAUAUGAGUGUGACUCUGUGCAUUCGUUUGGUUUAUUCUCAAAAGUUCUACCUCCGUGCAUUCUAAGAGGUGCUAUGGUACCCACCCGCUUGCCUUAGUUCCUACGCAUUUCAUGACCAUUAAAAUUGAGGGUCUGCCUCGAUUUUUCAUUUUUUUAAAACUGACACAGCAGCCGCUUAGCUUGUUAGAUUCUCCCAUAAGCAUGAUGUGACUAGGAUGUUUAAAAAUUGAGGAGCUAGAAUUAGUUGAAGGAAGUUCAGCAAACAUCCAACUUAUACAGAGUCAACAUAGUGUGGAGCUGGAGGACCGUAGCAGGCCAAGCAGCAUCAGAGGAGUAGGAACAUCGAUGUUUUGGACCCAACUCCUACUCCUCUGAUGCUGCCUGACCUCCACACUGCGUUGGCUCUGACUCCAGCAUCUACAGUUCUUGCUGUAUCCAAAUUAUACAUACUUGUUGUUGAAUUUGGGGCCUGAAUGAGCAUUCUGAGCAAUCGGUUUUACUUUUAACCACUGUCAUCAGCCUGAUGGUGAUUUCAGGAUUGCUAAUGCUCUUUGGUCUCCUAGGUCUAAAUCAGAAUGUUAUGGGUUCAGUCACCACUCCAGGGAUUAGAAGCUCAUAAUUUAGAAAGAUCCUUCAAUGCAUAUUGCUGUAUUGUCAGAUGUGCUAUUUCUGUGAUGAACUGUUAAAUUGGUUUUACUUUCUGUUUGUUAACAGAUGGACAUAAAAGUAGUGCGGUGUUGUUUUCCGACCCCCAUCCAAUUAUUAACUCUCACUCUGUGUCACCAAAAACAGAUUAACUGGCGAAUCCUGCCAUGAUCAAUUUGCUGUUUCAGCUGCCUGCAAAAUAACAAUGAUUAAACUUAAGAAGUAAUCCAAAAGCUGUAAACCUCUUUGGGGCACACUGACUUUAUGAAACCUACUUAAUUUUUACUUUGAAUUUCACCUUGCCUAGAUUACUUUCCCUAAAUAUAUUACAUGUGAUGGUGUUCACAGAAUUGUGACUUGCAGAAUUUGUGUUAAAUAAUGCAACUUUUUUUCAAAAAAAAGGUGAAGUUGAGCCCAAGUUUUUGCUUAUUAAUUCAUUUAUAAAUUGAAGUCAAGCUAUCUGUAGGGUGUUCGAAAUCUGCUGACAGUUUGCUCAGUAUUGAUGAUGAAUCUUUGAUUAAAUUGCUAUUUGUGCAUUUGCUCGGCACUUGAGCCUAGUAUUCUGCUUUUUGAUAACCUUGCAGAAUCAAAAGCUAACAGCUUCAUUCUAGAAAAUGUAGGCAUAUUUAAAAUGGGUUGCAGCUUAUACAAUUGAUAAUUAUUGACUGGGAAACAGAAGGAGGGUAACUGCCAUAUUGCUGCAUGAUAACAUACUGCUUGGAUACUGCUAAUUUUCUGUUAAAUGCUGGUGUAUACAUUGUUUAAUAAAUCCACACCUACUUACUAUUCCUCAGAAUGCAUAUCAUGACCAUGUUGCAUUCGGCAGUGAAAAGCUACAUCCUAAUGCCAAAAGAGCCCUUCAGUAAAAAUUACUUCUGACCUUAUUAAGUAGUAAUUUUGUUUCAGCUAUUUGUGGAAGUGAAAUUCAGACAACAUGGACACCAUGUUUGCUGUUCAGCUCUCUGGUAUUAGAGAACUUAUUGCUGGACUGGAGCUGGAGAUUUUUCAGGAGGAAGAUCAAGCUUUUCUAAGUGGGGAGAAAAGUUGUGAACUAAUCUUUGUCUAAUUGCUAUUUGCUUUUAAAUCCAGUGUUCAAUUAAGCUUUUUAACAUUCGCUUUGGCUACCUACAUAUUUACUGUAGUAGCAUACAUAUUAUGUAGUGUUUACCUUCAUGCAAUGUACACUCCCAUCCUUUUGAAUGGCUGUAUUUUGUUUGCUAUUGAAAUAUAGUCAUAUGACUAAAAUAAGAUGGGGGAACCCAGCAUGAAAUUUAUACUUAGGCCCAGAGAGACAAUUGUUACCACUGAAGGCAAGCCACCUACCUGAACUCUUCUUCAGCAGAUGGGUUCAAUUCUUGAUGCUUUCAUUUUGUUAUACAGAUCACAAAGCCUUUCAAUGUUAUUUACAUCUAUCUACUGCUCACCUAAAUCUUUUACUGCCUCUAUUACAGGCAACUUUCACAGAUAUCCUGAAACUGCCCUACAAGCCAAUUAAAUAAUUGCCUCAGUGUUUGCAUUUUUGACUGAAUGAUGUCACAUGGUGAAUGUUUCACAUUUUUUUAACAUCUUUUGUUGACAUUUUACUAAAUAGCUUUUAGUAAUGUAAUUUAUUUUUUAAAAUAUAGUAAAUAAUGUUCAUGUACUGUGACUAUUUUGGUGUGGGAUAAUGGGAUUUUAUGAACAAGUUGAACUUCAAUGAUGUGAUUCGUGCAAAUGAAUCACUUGGCUCUUGGAGCUUUGUAAUGCCAACAUCGCUAUUUGCUGGCUGUACCUUCGUGCAAAUCGGUUUUACAUUAGCACUUUUAUAACAUGACUUGUUAUCUGAAGGCACAAUAGUCAGAUUCUGUUUGGCAACACAUGGGAUUUCUAGAAGGUGGCCAAGAGGAGAUUGCUGUAGCAUGAAACAUAGUAUACAGUGAAAGUCCAUGGUUAUUCCGUGUACAAUCAGUAACUCAAUCAGUUAUCUGACAGUGAUGAUGUAGUCUUGGUUUAUGAUUAACUAACUGUGAAUCUUUGAAGGUCAGUAAUGGUUAGAAAACAGUCUUUGUUAGAGACCCCAGCAUCAAUCCUCAAACAACUUGUUCCUCAGUGCUAUAAACAAUGACAAUACUUAUUUGUCCGAAGAAAAUAGGCAGCAUAGCAGGAGAGAGUUUAGGUAGCUCCUGUGGGAUGAAGAAAAGCAUUGGCACGAAUUUAAUGGCCUCAAUAAUCUCUGUGCUAUAACAUUCUUCGCUAAACAUUGACAUUUUUGUGUAUCUAAACUGUGUCAGCAGUUCUUCUACACUGAACUUUAUUUGAAUUCUUUUGAACAUUGUCUAAACUUUGUUAGAUUAACUUAAACUGCAUCUGAUACAUUUAAAACAAAAAUUAAACUUGAGUCUCCUCUUCAGGUGCCCCACACUGUUCCCGACUGUAUGAGCAACAUACGCUGCCCUAAUUUCUGUGGAGGUGUUCCGCAACUAACCUGUAACAGGAAAAGACAAAACCAAUUACUAUCAGAUUUUAUUCUUUUUGUUAAAUCCACAUUGCUACCUUGCAUUUGAAUGCCUCUGACAGCCCUGCUGUAAAGUACAAUUUUUACAAGCCUUAACUCAAUUUUAAUCCAGGUCUUAAAUAUUGGGAGUGAUUUCUUAUAAAAGCCUGGGUAUAUCUUGAGUCUAAUAUUCACAUGUUUUGAGGUUUAUAGAGGAGGCAGAAACCAAUGUAGUAUACUCACGACACAGAAACACAUGGGGAAGCGUAACUUCAUUCUGAUGAUGAUGUCCUUUUACGUUGGAACGUUUUAGAUUCUGGCAGUUCUCCUUUGUAUUAAGGGAAUAUUCCAAUCACUGCUAAACUGACCAGAAUUUUACUUUAUUUGUACAUUUUGUAUUAUUUUAAACCUUUUUGUUGCAAAACAGAAUAAACCGUGUUGUUGAUUGAGCUGCAAGCUAUUCUCAUACACGCUGUAAUCAUUUCACUGGAAGAAGUUCCCAUUGUAGCCAUUUGUUUAAAUCCAUUAUAUAGAAUUAUCUAUAUUUAUAGCAUUAAAUAUUAGUAUGAGCUGUUUUAAGUGUCAUUUUUCCAUGCACUUUCUUGAUAAGACCAAAUUGUUAGAAAAUGGUGUGUUCUACUAGUUUUGCAACAAAAUGGAAAAAACUCUUAAAAAGCAAAAAGAGCUGGUUUACAAGAACUGGCUUACAAUAUUAUCCAAUAUUAUAAUUCUUUAAUUAUAGCACUCAUCAUGUUUUUAAUCAACAGAUUAGUCAAAUUAACUUUUCUAGAUUAAAACGAGAUGAAUGCGCGAGAUUGGUAACAUUUAAAAUGACUAAAUUGAGUAUGACCUUGUAUUUUGUACUUUUGUAACUUUGUAUUUUGUUUACAUCUUAGAUUUCCAGCAUUUAGGUUUUAAUUCUAUCAGUGCUUUUCUCGAUAUUCCAAUUAAUGUGUAAUCAUGCUGUGAUUCAGUUCAUAUUACAUUUAAGCUAGACUUGAUUCAUAGUUUGUGUGUAGCUCUAUCUCAUUCUUAAAUAGUGGAUUCCUUCUGACGGCAGGUAUAGCAACCAUGCUAAAAGAUUGACACACUGAUUUUCAGUUCCAGUCAGCAUGGAGAGUCUAAAUAGCGUACAUUCAGCUCUGAAACAAAUUUAGCCGAUGUUGUAAAAUGCACAGAUUCUGCUACUAUAGAGUAAAUUAAAACUGAUUAUAGUAUACUGAUCUAUAUGCCUGACAAUCUGAUUAUAAUAAUAUGAUCAGCAAAUAUAGUGCUUUGAAGAAAAUUGCUGUUGCUAAUACAGAAGAAAAAUGAAGAUGAAAGAAAGUUGCACAAUAUCAUAUUGGACUACAAAUGCAGCUAAAUCAGUGAAACUCAUAUAUCCUCUAAAGUCGUUCAAUGGUUGAGAAAUAUUACAAUACAAUACAGACUGGAAAUGCUGCAAAUUAAAUCCCAAGUGUGCCAGGAUGGAACAGCCUUUGGGACAUUUAUCAUUGUAGCACCCCUAGACCUAGAAUGGGAGCUCUUUUUCUCCUUGAUGGCUAUGCAGCCCCCCCCCCGCCUCCACACUGGCAUUGUAUUUAUGUGUUUCUUGACUGAGGGAAAGAUUGAUCUGAGUGCAGGCUGAUUUUCGGCCACCACGCCCUCCAUUUCUCCCUCUAAUGAUCUCCUACCAUACAGAAAAGUACUUCAGUAACAGAGGCAGUGUUUCCACAAGGGAAAAGUAGAUGAGCAGUUGGAACAGGAGUUAUUUGCGAAGAAUGGUAGGCAUUAGCAGAAAAUGGAAAUAAUUUUGUUAAUUUUAAUGCAGAUUUGUGUAAUGCUGUUGUCUUUCACAGUUGUAUUGGCAUAGAUAUUUUAGAGUUAAACUCUCUCUGCAUUAUUCCAUACUCUUGUGUAAAAUGUAUGUAGUUAAUGACAUAGUGAAUCAUGCCUUUUCUGGCAAAGCUUAGAACAUGUAAAGCAGGCUGUCCAUCAUCAGUAAAGCCCUCUAGCUCAGUUAAUUGGACAGUUGGGAUGCAAAGUAAGUCGAAAGCUUGGGUUUGAUUCUUGUAUCAGUUGAACUCGCCAUGAAGGCCUGACCUCCUUAACUUCACCCCUCGCAUGAGGCAUCCUGAACGUCGGGUUAAACUCACCACCCAUUGUCUCUGUCCAACGCGAGAGCAUCCCUGUGGUCUUCCGGAACUAUGGCAAUUUCACCUUUUAUUGUUGUUAGAGAUUCAGCUUGUUUCAUUUAAAAGCACUCCGUUGUGACAGGAAGUCCCAUUCCAUUUAAUUAGGCACAUGCUGAUUGUUCAGUGGAUUAUAGAUAGUGUUGUAUGUUUAGUCAUGCCACUUUUUGGAAGAGAUGUUUAGCAGAGGACCUACUAUCUCUUUUUGGUGAACAUAGAAGAUCAUGCAAGCAUUCAGCAAGGAGUAAGACAUUCUCUUUGUACACUGGCCGGCAUGUCAACCUCACAACAAAAAAAAACUUACAUACUGUGCAAAGUUGCUUGCAGCAUUUGCUUCCAAAUGAGUGAUUCCAGGUGAAAGUUGUUUACGAAGCACUUCACGAUGUUGAGGACUUGGAAAAUAAAACAUUAAUAGAAAUAAAUUGCAUUACAGCUAGUUUAAUAAGAUUAGAGAAGUGUAGCACGACAAAUGUGAGUCUGUAGAGCAGGGAAACUGUACUUUUUAAAACAUUUUUGGAAGGGAAUCGAUGAGCAGUUUUUUAUUUUAUUUAGCCAUGAGUAAUUUGGAAGUUUAAUGUGAAGACGUUAGAAAUUUUACCAAGACUUUAUAAAUAUUUGUUUUAUCCUUAUCAUUAGUGUUGUGAUUGACAUUGGAUUUGUCUGAAUUUUUUUGUCACUUUGUAAGCAUAUUAUUCUUUUUACCUGAAGUUCUGCUUAAUAUCUGAGAUGGCUGCUACAGUCUUGUUAGGUGUCACUAAUUAACUGGAGAUGAGCCAUAAUUUAUACUCCACUGUGAAUUAAAUAGACGGUAGUGAUGCUUUUGCACAGUAUUUCUCUUGGAUAUAAUAAUGCUAAAUGAAACCAUACCAUUAUUGCAAACACUAGAUCAGAAUAUAAACUGCCUGUUAGAACAGUGCACAGGUGGACAACAGACCUGGCUUAUACGGUUGAUUCUAUGGUUUAUUCAUAUGUUCUCAUUAAAUAAACCAUAGCUUUUAAAAUCCUUCUGACUUGUGAUUGAUUGGAUUCAUUUAGAGUUUCGGGUCUGAUUUUAAUGCUUGGUUCUUGACUCUUUUGGACAAUUUCAGUACUUAUCAGAAAAUCCACAGGGUCAGGUAUAAUGAUUUUAAAUCCUGUUCAGUUUUACUCAACGCUGAAGUCAGCAAAAAGUUUAUAUUGUGUCAGGUUAUGACACUGACAUUCAGUGUAUUUCCUGCCAAAUCUGUUAGGUUAAAAUUAACACUGAUUUCAAGGACUGUGAUGUUUAUCAAGUUUGAUGUUUUGUACAUCACUGAUUUUUGUCACCUAGUUAUUACGAGUGUAUAGUGAGUCUACCAGGUUUAAAGAUAACCUGAGUUUAGCAUGAAGUGAAAAUCCAAUUUCAGCACAGUACUGUUUUGUAUAGUAAAACUGGGUUGAAAGUUUUAUUUCCAGUUGUGAUGAAUGUUAAACUUAAACUGGCUUUCACAUAAAAGACUGCAUUUGGUUUCCUGCUUUUCUCUAAACCCCAUUGUCGGGCCCAGUGAAUUGCAUCUCAGACCCUCCUUACCACAUUUUACAAUUAGCGGUUAUUAUAAGAACAGGCUUUAUAACUGACAACAGGAAAAGGGUAUAUCUGUAGACUGUCACCAUGUUCAUGGAUAUCUAUCUGUAAUAGGUGAGUUUAGAAUUGAAAGUACUGUUGCUGUGCCACCAUUUUAUUUCUGAUUGGCCUUUCUGCAAACUUUCAUUGUCAGUGGAACGCUUGGAAAAAUUAUUAGCAGUUGUAAGUAUUUGAUCCUUCUGAAGCUAUGAAAGUGGCUGCAGCAGUGAAAAGUCCCUGGGUUAGAGGUAUUACAUAACAUGCAAUGUUACUUAAAUUGCACAUAUCUGCUUUUUUCUACUAUUGAUGAGUACUGCAGUAAAUCUUGUAUCAGAAUAUAUUGAGCAUUGUGAGAAUUGUUUUGGGCUAUACUGAGAGCCUUGAACAGACAAGGGGGGAGAUGAAGUCCUUUAUUAGUGUGCUGUUAUUUUUAGCACCCCUACGUAGCCUCCCAAGUACAUAAUACAGGAGGUCUUUUGAUGGAAAUUCACCUUAUGUCACAAUUGGGGUGCAAGAUCUAAUUGUUAAAAUUGUAGUUAUUGAAUUUCUGUCAAAGUAAUUCGUGAUUUUGGUGUUCUAUUUGGGUCACGGGUAUCACCAGUAGUUUUUAAUACGUCUGCAGAAUUUGUCAGAAAUAGGUACUAUCAUGGAAGAAAAGACUUUGUAUUGAGAUCAACGCUCAUGUGGUUAAAUACUUCCUACGAAGUAUCUGUUUUUUAAACUUGAAAAAUACUGGCCUAAUUUUUAACCUUUGUUUACUGUUGUAUACAAAUAAUGCAGUACAAUGUACUUCACUGCAUAAGAAUGCUAACUUACAUCUGAAACGAUGCUGUGUAUUAGCUGUUCCAUCUAUGGCAAACCUAGCUUGAUGUCUUCUGGCCUGUAUUUUGCUACUUUUUUUUACAAUUAGUUUAAAGAUUACUAUGUGUUUUGCUUUUUCUUUUGUUGCUAGAUGUUUGACAAUAGUUUGCCUAAAAUUCUGGUUUUCACUGAAAAAAUAACUAUUUAGACCAAGUGUGAAUGAAAAGCAAAUAUUUUAAAAUUGAUUUACCAUAUCAUCAAACCAAAUUCACAAUAAAAAGUAGGAAAGCACCUGUAGAAGAUUUGAUGGUCUUUGAAAGCUGUCCUUAAAAGAAAGUUAAUUAUGAUAGAGAUUGCGAUAAACUUGUAACUAAGUGACCAACAUACAUUUUCCCCCAAGUGCAUUGCAUGCUCUGAUUUCGUGCCUGUGGCCAGAAAAUGGAGACACAACAUUAUAAUAAAUUCACUGUUAUGGACCCGUGCCUGUCUGUACUGUUACAGAGAUCUAUCUGCAAAACUCAUCCAAGAAAUACCAGAUCUUUAAACCAAUGCACAAUCCAAAUAAUGGCAAACUGCCUUGACCUCUGAUUGAAACAUUCAAUCUUUCUAAUCAUUUUGUGUAGUAGCAGAUCUAAACAAAUGAGAAACACUCGACUGUCGAAAUAUUAGCCCAAAGACAAAAGAUCCUGGGAUUUUGCGUAAUGUUGUGUUCUUGGUACUAGAUUAUUAAUCUGAGAAUUGAGUCCAAAUCUCACAACUAAAAGUUGUUUUUAAAAAACCUAUUUGGCUACUGCAUUUUAGGGAAGAAAAUAUGCCUUUCUUUCAUUGUGUGUUACCCCAAUACGAUUAGCUCACAAUUGCUUUCUGAGAUGGUCUACCAAACCACUCAUUUGUAUCAAACUAAAUUACUUUUUUUUUUGUUGAGAAAACCACAACUGCUGUAGCCUUGGAAAAUAGGUUUGUAUAGCUUUUCCAGUAAUACGUGCAUUUUUGAAUAAAUGCUUAAAAAGAAAUGGUAUUUGGCUGCUCUGUAACGUAUGGUAAAUGAGAUUUCUGUAAUUUUUGAUGUGCGGGAUAUCAUCUGUUGUUUGAGUAUGCUAAUGCCAAUUUUGCACUGUAAUGCGAAUGCUUGUUAAUUCUGUUAUUUGAGAUUGCUAAAAAAUGUAAUUAUGCUGAAGUAUUGCAAUAAAGAAUUGUUCAAAAGUU
This is a messenger RNA of Stegostoma tigrinum, 12066 nucleotides long. RefSeq names its product AMP deaminase 2-like. The coding region runs from base 347 to 2836 and encodes 829 amino acids. Gene Ontology annotation, biological process: AMP metabolic process; IMP salvage. The transcript has 18 exons. Gene Ontology annotation, cellular component: cytosol. NCBI's taxonomy places the organism in Eukaryota, Metazoa, Chordata, Chondrichthyes, Orectolobiformes, Stegostomatidae. Gene Ontology annotation, molecular function: AMP deaminase activity. The record is from RefSeq and is a predicted model, not a curated record.